Messenger RNA from Schistocerca gregaria, 610 nucleotides. RefSeq lists its product as uncharacterized. The transcript is spliced from 2 exons. The record is from RefSeq and is a predicted model, not a curated record. Gene Ontology annotation, biological process: neuropeptide signaling pathway. NCBI's taxonomy places the organism in Eukaryota, Metazoa, Arthropoda, Insecta, Orthoptera, Acrididae. Gene Ontology annotation, molecular function: neuropeptide hormone activity. Bases 1 to 510 code for a protein of 169 amino acids.
AUGUCAGCACCGGUGGCCGCCGCCCUGAUCGUCCUCUGCUCAGCCACUGUCGCCGCCGGACACGGCGGCGGCGGCACCGGCAGCGGCUGGGUGGGCCGCCGCGAGGGCGACUUCACGCCGCGGCUGGGCCGCGAGUCUGCGGAGCAGGGCGCGGCGCCGCAGUGGCAGAGCGCCGAGGAGCAGGUGCUGUCCGGGCCGUUCGUGCCGCGCCUGGGCCGCGGCGCCGCGCCCGCCGCGCAGUUCAGCCCGCGGCUGGGCCGGCGCGACCCGCCCGCCGACGGCCUCGUGUGGCUGCCGCUCGUGCCGCGGCUGGGCCGCCGCCGGCCGCUGCCCGCCCCCGCCCCCGCCCCCGCCGCCCCCUUCGUCCCCCGGCUGGGCCGCGACUCCUCCGAGGACUGGGCGCAGCCCUUCGUGCCGCGCCUGGGCCGCCGCCUGCAGCAGUACGGCAUGCCCUUCAGCCCCCGCCUCGGCCGCGACGCUCCCGGCCAGCUGCAGGCGGACGAGCAGUAGCCCAGUGUGCCUGGCUGAGGCGCAGCAUGCUCACGUCUAGUGCUGCCUGUCGACAUCGCCUUUCACUGUAGCUUCUACGCAAUAAAUCGAUUGAUGCAUA